AUGUCAGACGACAGUUGGAUCAUCGAAUCUAUUGUGCAGUUUACGCGGUCACCGCUUUGGCGCACCCCCAUUAACAACUUUGUGGACGAUAACUGUUCUAUGUUUAGCGAUGAUGGGGAGAUGAAGGUGGAGCAGACGGAGGUACAUUUGGCCUUCCGAAAGCUGGCGGACGACCUCAUCACCUCUUUUGUGGGGGAACUUGGCGUUCCGUUGGAGACCGUUCUUGCGGUGGUGUACAAGUGUGUGAAUGGCCAAUCCCCAAUGCGGCAACCCGCCGAGCAGUUCCUUCACAACAUCUUUUACAUGGACGACUUCUGCUCUUUCCACAAGAUGAUGCUGAGGCGGAAUAUUCAGCUGGACAUUCUUGCCGCUCGCGCGCUGCAACGCCAGCAGGAGGGCCUUCCAGCUCAAGCGUCUGUUGAAGAAGAGGCGGCGAUGGACGAGGAGGAGGCGCUCCGCCUGGCUAUCAAACUGUCGCUUCAGGAUGAGGAGACCGCACGCAGAAUGAUGAAACUGGAGGACAUGCAAAUACAGGAGGCCCUUGCCUUGUCGAUUGCGGCGGAAGAGGCUCGCGUGCGACGUGAAGGCGAAACUGUGAAUGACGGUGCCACGGGAAGAGCCGCAGAGGCAGGAGGGGUAGCCACUGGGCAGGCCGCAAAGGAAAAACUCAGCUCGUUGAAAGAGGAGAAGGAGCAAGUCAUUGGGAAGCUGGAGGCCCGUGCACUGGAGGUGCGGAAGGAGACGAUGAUGCGCGGCAUCAGUGCGACGCAAAAUGUGCCGCCCUCCAGCUCGGAUGUUUCUUCGGCGAAGAGUACCUCCGUAGUUGGGGAUGAAUCCAAGCAGCAAAAGGAAGGACCUCCCGCUCUGGCCUCUGCGGCGGAAAAAUUGCCUGUAAAGGCCGCGUUGCCGCCGUGUGCGCCUCCUGGUAAAGGAUUUGGUUUUAAGGCACUUCCUUCUAUUCAACCAUCGUUCAAGCAGCUAGAGUCCCUAGUGUUGCAAACAGUCACGCCGCCGCCCCCACAACCAGCCAAGCGAACUGAUGACACUCCAAAAACUGCUUUGCCGCCUCCCACAUUGGAAGAGAUGGAGGAACGGGCACGGCACAUGCGUGAGCAACGGGAGAAAAUCUUGAUGCAGAACAAGGCUAACAGAGAGAAGGAGUUGAAAGAUUAUAGCGUUAGCGGCGGGAAAACCAGCGUGAAACCGAGCGGUCUUCGGGAAAGUGAAAAGCAGAUGACACUGGAACUUGCGCGGCGCCUGCGAGAGGACAUCGUUCACGAGGCAACCAAAUAA
Trypanosoma cruzi is the source of this 1293-nucleotide messenger RNA. RefSeq lists its product as uncharacterized. The record is from RefSeq and is a predicted model, not a curated record. The transcript has a single exon. The coding region runs from base 1 to 1293 and encodes 430 amino acids. Gene Ontology annotation, cellular component: axoneme; ciliary base. NCBI's taxonomy places the organism in Eukaryota, Euglenozoa, Kinetoplastea, Trypanosomatida, Trypanosomatidae.